AUGCUCGUCAAGACUCUAGAAAUCGGAUGGCACGAGGCGAAACCAAUCUACUCUUGUGACUUUCAGCGAAGGUCGAUUCGCACUCCCUCUGGCACCGUCGCCCACAAGUUUGCCACCGCGGGCGCAGACACGUUUGUACGGAUAUGGCUCAUUCACCCAACGGAUCCCACUGCGAGUGGCACGGGCGAUAAAGGUCCCAAAGCGGAAUACCUCAGCACGCUCGCAAAGCACACUGGCGCAGUCAAUGUCGUUCGGUGGAAUCCCAGUGGCGAUCUAUUGGCGUCUGCCGCGGAUGAUGGACUCUUGAUCAUUUGGACAAGAGACGACAAGGCUCAGGGCAGCGUAUGGGGGCGAGACCCUAAAGAAGCCGCACACGAUAAGGAGACGUGGAAACAGCUGCGGACGUUUCGCGUGUCAGAAAAGGAGACGUACGACCUUGCGUGGUCACCCACGGGUGAAUACAUACUCGCUGGCAGUACCGACAAUACAGCGCGCAUCUACUCUGUCGAAGGUGGGGCCUGCGUUCGCGAGAUUGCAGACCACUCCCAUUAUGUGCAAGGGGUGGCAUGGGACCCCAUGAAUGAGUAUAUUGCGACCCAGUCUUCGGACCGGAGCAUCAAGCUUUAUACGAUUACCUCCAAGCAUGGAGCAUUGGAGACCCACCCGGUCGGCAGCCAUUCAAAGAUGGUGAUUCGUGGAUCGAGAGGGCAUUCGAGGAGUAACAGUACGGCGAGUCGUGCCGGCAAGAAUAACGGAACCCAUUCGAGAGCACCAAGCGUCACUCGGCCGUCACCGUCACCCGCCAUCAAUACGUCUACCAAUCGAGGCAGAGGACAUGUACGCAGGAGCAGUGUAUCGAGUGAGGCAAGCAGCGUGAGCAUGGCACCGAGCUAUUCAGGACGAGAUAUACGAGACAGCAUCUCGAUUCCUACCAGCGGCACCACCACCGCGAUGGAUGCACCACUUACACCUGCGACGAGCGUGACCAGUGGUGUUGGUGGAAUGUUUUUGCCACCCACCUCGACGCCUGCUUCUGCAAGGGAUGCAAGUGUCACGCCUGUCAAGGAUCCGACGAGCUAUCGUGAACCUCGGACGGCGACGACGUCGAGACGUUCCAGCUUUAGUGGAAGUCAGGCACCUGGAAGCCCGGCCAGUUUUCGUGGUCGCGGAAUGAUGGACGAUAGGGACACUCGCUCGAGUUAUGGUCGCUCACCGUCACCGAUGCCGCCACUUCCUGCUAUUCGCACUCCAGCUGCAGCGAGCAUGAACCUGACAGCGUCGCGGUUGUACGGAGACGAAAACUUUACAUCCUUCUUCCGCCGGCUCAGCUUUUCACCGGAUGGUAAUCUACUCUUCACGCCUGCGGGCUGGUUUGAAGACAAUAGCGUUUCGGUGCAUCCCGGAAAGGAUGAGGACGUGGCGCUGGAGAAUGAGAGAAAGAAUGAAGCAGUGCGCGAAGCAACGUCGAGCUCGUGCGUCUAUGUCUACUCCAAAGCCAACUUUUCCAAGUCACCUAUUGCGGUAUACCCUGGUCAUCGUCGCGCAGUCGUCUGCGUCAAGUUUUCCAAUGUGCUCUACGAACUCCGACCGGAUAUAAAUGGUGGUGGGAGCUCGACGCCUGCUCCUCCGGUGACGAUUACGCUCGAGCCUGGAAAGGAGGACGUUGUGGAUACGUCGACGUUGAUGAAUGCGCCGGUCACGGAAAAGAUUGGAAACCUUGCUGGUGCUAGUGGAACAUCGCGCAAGGAACUUUCGCUGCCGAGUCCUGCGCUCACCGCUGCGGACACACCUUUGCAGACACCCAAAACUCCCGAGUGCGACGCCUCCGUUGACGCCGGCGCUGGAAGGAGCAGAGCAAGGUGCCAAUGGCGCUACAGCCACGACGUCUUCGGUCUUUCAGUUACCGUAUCGGAUGAUCAAGCCGGACCGAUUUGUAUUUUGAGCAAGUUGCACUAUGAUAGCUUUACGGAUAUGGCCUGGUCGCAUGAUGGGCAUAUUCUAACCCUCGUAUCAUCUGAUGGCUAUUGCACAGUGAUUGUAUUUGACGAGAACAUGGCGACGUAUUCAAUUCAGCAACGUGAUUUGCAGCUCAAGUCGGUCACCUUGGCCCAUUCACAUUCCGUCGUCAAUCCUGCUGUACACAGUACCCCGACGCAUGGAUCUACAUCCAUGUUGUCUGCUUCAUCAUCUACGCCAUUACCUGCUUCUACCAGCGGUGGACUGGGGCCUGGAUCGCCACUCGUUCACCCGCCACCCUCGCCGUUUGUCCCACCUCACGCGCCCUCUCCAGCGGUAUCACUCAAGGAACUACCUGGCCCAUCUGCGCAUGCACAUGGAUAUGGAGGAGCACCUUCGCUCAAGCGGACUGCGUCGACGUUUGACCCGCCCUUGACGCCAGCAGCGAGUGUCGUUGGAGGAGGUGAUGGGGAUACUGCGAUGAGCACCACUGGUGGUGGGAAUGGGACGGAGAGUGAGCAAGAGAGGGAGCGGGGGGAUGAAGGACCUGCGAAGAAGCGACGACGGAUCGAGUUGCAGCAUCAUGGUGCGGCUGUAUGA
Serendipita indica DSM 11827 is the source of this 2556-nucleotide messenger RNA. The record is from the annotation of a GenBank genome assembly. NCBI's taxonomy places the organism in Eukaryota, Fungi, Basidiomycota, Agaricomycetes, Sebacinales, Serendipitaceae.